Penaeus monodon (black tiger shrimp) is the source of this 2872-nucleotide messenger RNA. Its product is annotated as zinc finger protein ZFAT-like. Gene Ontology annotation, cellular component: nucleus. Gene Ontology annotation, molecular function: protein binding. NCBI's taxonomy places the organism in Eukaryota, Metazoa, Arthropoda, Malacostraca, Decapoda, Penaeidae. The record is from RefSeq and is a predicted model, not a curated record.
UGCAAUUGUAAACAAACCUCAAAGGUCUCUCACAGACGUAAGGAAAGAACUCACCAAAGCAAGUGGAAAGGAAGACACUGAAGCCAUUUCAAAAGAAAUUCUAGGAGAUAUAGACUUGUCUGAAGCCGCAAAUGAAAAUAGUAACAACGAAAAAUAAAGAAGAAUCGUGAAUAGGUUUUUCGUGCAAGUGAAAAUGUUGAUGUUACAGUGUGAUACCAACGUUACCAAAAACCUUCAGUGGUUGCGUGGGAGAAGUGAACUUUGUGAUGUUGUGGUCAUCGAUGGAGAUGGCCAGCAGAAUCCCGCUCACAGCUGUGUUUUGGCUGUGCAUUCCACUGUCAUAGCAGCAGUCCUUCAGGGUCGUUUGGCUGCAUCGCGAGACUGGUCAGUCAUGAGACCACUCAUUAUAUCCAUUGAUGAUGCAUCCUUGAAGAAUUCUGCCGCUGGACAAGAUGCUGCAGCAGGCAUAAAUGUGAUGGAAGCCUUAGUGAGACUUUUAUAUGGGGAGAAAGUGAGCAUUUCUCCAUCUCACCUGGCAUUGCUAAUCCAGUAUGCUGAAAUGCUUGGUCUUUCACAUCAGAUCUUGGACUGUCUGCACUCCAAAGUUCCUUUCUCAAACGAGGAGAAUCCCAGCACAGACAAAGGAAGAGUAAGGAAGAAGCACAGCAGAAAGCCUGUUUUAAAAGGAAAUCUCAAAAACACAGACAAGGCCACAGAGAGUUUAGUUCAAGACAAACUGGAAGAGUGCAUAGCUGGACCUCCUCAACCUGAGUCAAAACCUGUGUUGGAACAAGAAAAACAGACAAAAUUCCAAGUAGCUGAUUCAUUUGAAGAAAAAUCUGAUGCAGACAGCAGCAUGCUUGACCUGUCAAUGCUGUGUUCAGAUGUGCAGGGUCUGAGUAGUGGAUUAAACAGCAGCUGGACCCUUGUUCAAUGCCAGGACCAAAACACCACUCAGCCAUCCAUCACUGAAUUACAAGAAGGUCAUGAAAGUGUCCCUGGCUUUGAAGAGGAGGCAUCCCUGGAAAGGUUAGGUGGGACUACUAAUGAGUCAUCUAUGGAAGACCUGACGUCCAAAUUAGAGUUCACAAACCAAGCUAGCGAAAUGGAAGGCGAAGGAACAUCUUGCACUGGAAAUGAGGGUACGAAUGACAUGCUGAGUGUGGUGGUGAGUGCUGAGCAACAGCAAAAUAUAUGUUCUGGUGAAACACAAAAGCUGCUGCAGAAGAAAAAACAGCAAAAACAGAGGUCUGUUGGAAGAGGUUUGAUCUGCACUGUUUGUGGAUCAGCAUUUCAGCGAUGUGGAGACUUGGUGAAACACGUUCAGAACAUGCAGCACUUCACUGUUGAGUGUCCUUUGUGCUUUGUGCAGGUACGAGAUCUUGAAGACCAGCGUUUACAUUUUGCUCUGCAUGACCAAGAACUCCCCUUUUUCUGCAUGUAUUGUGACCUGCGGUUUCGUACCCGAGCAGCUCUCACCAUGCACAUGCCAAAGCAUUCUACCUCUAAACCAUUUGUAUGCAGUGACUGUGGACGAGGAUUUAAGUGGCGCCAUGCACUACAAGCCCACCUGUACACCCACAGUCCAACCAUCAGACUGCUGUGUGAUAUUUGUGGAUUCUCCUCAAAAUAUGUCAGCAGUUUCAAGGCCCACCUCCUGCAGCACUCUGGCAGAGCCUUCCCAUGUCCCCACCCAGGAUGUUCGUUCACUUCUAAGAGGAAGACGCAUUUGAAUGAUCAUCUUGCUACCCAUUCUAAGACAAGAGUGCACCAGUGUGAAGUCUGCGGUCACUCCUUUUCACAUGCAAAGAACUUGAGACGACACAUGCGGCUUCAUGCACCUGCCUCCAAUCUACUAACCUGUCUAGCUGUCUCAAAACUCCAGUGUAACUUCCGAACUACCCGUCCUGACAAACUGCAUGACCAUCUGGCCAAGAAGCAUAACCUAAGUCGUCAUGCUCUCUCCUCUUCUGACUCUCUUGUGAAACUGAUAAAUACAUCUUCAUCUCUGACCAGCAACGAGUCAAAUGGCAUACAGAAACAAGCACCUGACUUGACAAAUCUCAGUAACUUGGCAUCAGCCGAAUCAACUAGUUAUAGCUUAGUCCAGGAACCCAGUGAAGACAUACCAGUUAUGGACAAAUUAGCCCCAAAAUCUUUAGACCCAGACAAUAUUACAGGCAUGGUAGAAGAACAUGUAAGGUAUCAAACAGCAGAUCAGACAGGAAAAGCUAGCAUAGAAGGACAUGCUGGAAUUGCUGCACCGCAGGAUAACUUUUCAGUGCUUGUAAAUUCACCUGAUAUAGAUUUGCCAGAUAUUCAGAGUCUGGAGAAUCACAGCAAUCAGGCAGAAAAGCAAGAAAAUGUUACUAGCAUCACGGUUUCCCCGGUUUUGGUAGAACAUAACAUUUUGCUCAAUAAAGCAGAUACAGCAAAUGUAGCCAGCAGUCAGCAUCUAGGGGCUGAUAACAUUUCUGGUAUCCAGAAUAAUUUAGUUCAAGAAACAAAUGACAAAAUGCAACUCUCUGUUCACCAGUCAGGCCUCCAAGAAGAAGGAAAUUUACAACUGGUGACAGGAAGCCAUGUACAAGCAAUGUCUUACUCUCAACAUUGUUCCUUUGCCAGAACAGACGAUGUUGUUCUUGAGGAUAAUGUCACUGUAGGGGAAAUGUCAUCAUCAUCCAAUGGUCACGGAUCAAACCUCUUGCUGGCAAUGCAUGGAAUCUCUCAAUAUCUUAGACUUUAUGUUAGACAAUGUCACUGGAUGAGUAGUCUGUCACUGGCUCACAUGUCUGAGUUUAUGUGCACAUUUUGUAUAUUUAUGAAGAUGUAAUCCCUAUAGAAGUAUCAUAUUAAAUUUUUUCUACUUGAA